Salvelinus fontinalis (brook trout) is the source of this 1998-nucleotide messenger RNA. RefSeq names its product cathepsin B-like. The coding region runs from base 137 to 1129 and encodes 330 amino acids. Gene Ontology annotation, biological process: regulation of catalytic activity. Lineage: Eukaryota; Metazoa; Chordata; Actinopteri; Salmoniformes; Salmonidae. The transcript has 9 exons. Gene Ontology annotation, molecular function: cysteine-type endopeptidase activity. Gene Ontology annotation, cellular component: lysosome. The record is from RefSeq and is a predicted model, not a curated record.
UGAUUCUCCUCUGAUUUAAAGGUCAGAACCGAACGGUAUCAGUAAACACUUUUCCAGGUGAUUUAGGAGAAGUGGACGUGUACAAGUGUGCUGUAACUGGUCUUAGGCACGUCUGACAAGCAGAUAACCGGAAGUGAUGUGGCGUGUGAUAUUUUUGGCGCUGGUGUCUGGACUGUCAAUCAGCUGGGCCCGGCCCCGCCUACCUCCACUCUCCCACCAGAUGGUGGACUACAUCAACAAGGUCAACACUACAUGGAAGGCUGGUCACAACUUCCAUAAUGUGGACUACAGCUACGUUAAGAGACUGUGUGGAACCCUGCUUAAAGGACCCAAACUGCCCGCCAUGGUGCAGUAUGCAGGGGAUGUGGAGCUGCCUGACACCUUUGACCCCAGACAGCAGUGGCCCAACUGUCCCACUCUGAAGGAGAUCCGGGACCAGGGCUCCUGUGGCAGCUGCUGGGCAUUUGGUGCCGCGGAGGCCAUCUCAGACCGUGUGUGUAUCCAUAGCAACGCCAAGGUCAGCGUGGAGAUCUCCUCUGAAGACCUGCUCAGCUGCUGUGACAGCUGUGGCAUGGGUUGUAAUGGUGGUUAUCCCUCUGCUGCGUGGGACUUCUGGACUACAGAGGGGCUGGUCACUGGAGGACUCUACGACUCUCACGUUGGUUGCAGGCCCUACUCCAUCCCUCCCUGUGAGCACCAUGUUAACGGCACACGAACCCCCUGUACAGGAGAGGAGGGUGACACCCCACAAUGUUCCAACCAGUGUGAGACUGGAUACACACCUGAUUACAAGCAGGACAAACACUUUGGUAAGAACUCGUACACUUUGCCCUCUGAAGAGCAGCAGAUCAUGACUGAGCUCCUGAAGAACGGACCUGUGGAAGGAGCCUUCACUGUCUACGAAGACUUCCUGCUCUACAAGUCUGGCGUGUACCAGCAUGUCUCUGGCAGUGCAGUAGGAGGCCAUGCCAUUAAGGUCCUUGGCUGGGGAGAGGAGGGGGGAACUCCUUACUGGCUGGCUGCUAACUCCUGGAACACUGACUGGGGAGAGAACGGUUUCUUUAAGAUCCUGAGAGGUAAGGACCACUGUGGCAUCGAGUCUGAGAUGGUGGCUGGUGUCCCUUUGUAACCAUGACAACAGUAACCAGGAAGUGAUUUCAGACUGCUGCAGAUGCACCAGUCCUCCUCUCCACUAGAGGGAAACCAUCUUUCUGCGUGCCUUUCUGGCCUUUACACUGGUUCUAAUUCCCAGUCAACCCCUACCCCCACUAGGCACCUCUUUUGUUCCAAAAUAAUUGGUUUAGAAAAUGCUACCCUGUCUGAGGGAAAGGCCAUGAGCUACUUCCAUGUUGCUUAUACCUGUCCUACUACUGUAUAGCUCAUACCUGUUCCUGAUUCCUCAUCCGAUCUGAGAAUUGUGUAAGAAGUGCCUAGGGGUUGACUUGGAACUGGGCAUGGCUUUGUCUUUAGUUAAAUGUGUUCUUCCUGGUGUCUCAAUCUGUAGCGGCUUCUUCCCCUCAUAUCCACUCUGUCAGCUCCACUGAUCUGUAAAUGCAGGGUGGGUGAAAACUACCUGUCCAUUUGCAUCUGUGCAGAUUGAGAGGAAGCUACGGUAGACUAUUGAGACCCCCCCCCCCCCCCCCCCCCCCCCCCCCCCCAUAGUGAGUGACUCAAGAGGUCCAUCUUGCUUCCUGUCUGAUUGGUCACAAGCAGUGCUGAAAGUCCUCUCUCCCUGUAGUUGUUCACAAUAAUCACAUCAAUUUAAAAAUGUUCAUGUAUGAUGCUUUAAACUUUUAUUUUUUUAAUUUAAUGUGAUCACUGAUAACAUUGUGCACAUUUUGUUUUUAAAUUGGAUUUUAAGGGAAGCGUGAGUGGUUUUGUACUGAUGGGAUUGUUUUAUUUGAAUGCUGUGUCUUUAAUGAUUCUCUCUGUUCUGAUCAAGUGUUCUGGAAUGAUUGUAUUGAGUUGCAUUAAAUAAAAGUCAACCAAUAUGUUUAA